Knipowitschia caucasica is the source of this 1473-nucleotide messenger RNA. Lineage: Eukaryota; Metazoa; Chordata; Actinopteri; Gobiiformes; Gobiidae. The record is from the annotation of a GenBank genome assembly.
AUGGCGAUGAGCGGCAAGCCUGUGUGCGAUGUGGAGGAGCAGACCAGCAGCCUGGCAGCCACCAUCUCUGCCCUGACCAUCGACGACACGGGCCACAGUAACGGGGUGAAGAACCAAGGCAGGAGGACCCAGCCUGCUCGGCCCAACCUCAGCGGCAGGAAGCUGUCACUGCAGGAGAGGGGCACGUACCACCCCCCACACACCUCCCCCCGCCUGGCCCGCAAACCCACUGUGGAGUCCAAGAGAGUGUCCAUAUCAGACGCACAGGACUGCAUCCAGCUCAACCAGUACAAGCUAAAGAGUGAGAUUGGAAAGGGUUCCUAUGGUGUGGUCAAACUCGCGUACAAUGAAGAUGAUGAAAAGCAUUAUGCAAUGAAGCUGGUGUCCAAGAAGAGACUCAUGAAACAAUGUGGAUUUCCUCGUCGACCGCCUCCACGUGGACCCAAGGCACAACAGGGAGAGCAGCCCAAGAUCUUAGGACCUCUGGAACGGGUUUACCAAGAAAUUGCUAUUCUGAAAAAGCUGGAUCAUGUCAACAUAGUCAAACUGGUGGAGGUGCUAGAUGACCCUGCUGAGGAUAACCUCCACAUGGUGUUCGAAUUGAUGCCAAAGGGACCAGUGAUGGAGGUUCCCAAUGACAAGCCCCUGUCUGAGGAGCAGGCUCAUCGGUAUUUCAGAGACGUCAUCCUUGGCAUCGAGUACUUGCACUACCAGAGGAUUGUCCAUCGAGACAUCAAGCCUUCUAACUUACUGCUGGGAGAUGACGGCCACGUGAAAAUUGCAGACUUCGGCGUGAGUAACCAGUUCGAGGGUAAUGAUGCCUUGCUGUCUGGCACCGCUGGAACUCCGGCCUUCAUGGCACCAGAGACUCUCUCGGACCAACGUAAAAGCUUCAGCGGAAAAGCACUGGACGUAUGGGCCAUGGGAGUCACUCUGUAUUGUUUUGUCUACGGAAAGUGCCCGUUUAUUGAUGACUACAUAUUGGCUUUGCACAAUAAGAUAAGAACCAAACCUGUAGAGUUCCAAGAAUCACCUGAACUCAGUGAGGAGCUGCGGACUCUGAUCUUGCGGAUGUUGGACAAGAACCCUGACACUAGAAUCACUCUUCCUGAAAUUAAGAUGGAUCAGUGGGUGACCCGCAGUGGGACUGAACCACUGCCUUUGGAGGAGGAGCAUUGUACUGUGGUGGAGGUGACGGAGGAAGACAUCCAGAACUCUGUCAAGUUUGUGCCCAGCCUCUCUGCGAUGAUUUUGGUGAAGGCAAUGCUAAGGAAGCGCUCGUUCAGUAAUCCGUUUGAGUGUCCAAGCAGACGAGAAGAGCGGUCGAUGUCCGCACCUGGGAGCCUUCUCAUGGAUUCAUGGCCUUUCCGGCCAUCUUUAAAACUGCACCCUUCAUUAAGAAAGACCAGUACGGGAGACGGCCCUCGAGAAGGGGAGCUGGAGGACCUUCAUGAAGACGAACCUUCGUCUUGA